GUGUUCUCCAUGCUUGGACAAGUGGUCCAUUGCUCCUAGCAAUGUGUCAGGACCAGGAGCUCACUGGCUGGUGCUGCGAGAGGGAAGAUACCAUAAGAGGCAGAUGGCACAGCAGCAUUUUAGGUGACAAGGAUAGCAGAAUAAAAUAUUUACAAUGCAUCCACAGCAAGAGGGAUUUCACACAGAAUGGAGAGCAGAGUAUGAGUUGCCUGGAUUUGGUGAGUCUGCAAACAUAGACAUUCAGCAUCAUGUCUGAGUUUACUCCUGCAUCUCUUUGGUAGUUUAAUGUGCAUCAAAUUGUCUUUAUCUGCAAAGCUUGUUAUGAGUUACAGGUGAUUUAAAUGUGUUUUUUUAUUGCCAACAAAAACAGGAAUCCUACACAUGUCAGUGGAGAAGUUAAUAUCAAUGCAAUUUGUAUUCAUUAAUGAUGUGCAGUUGUGCACUUUAUCCUCUGCUCGCAGAGCAUCAUGGGAAACGUGGUCCAAAACCAGCUGGAGUGCCAAAGGGUAGGCACCACUGCUUUCUUGUUACCAGAGGUUUAGUGGUUCCUCUUUAGUAAGCAGUGUAGAUGGGUGUGCCCUUAUCUCAGUAUUCUCUACAGUGGUAAGUAGACACAAGUAUAUCUUUACUUAUAUAUAUAUAUAUAUUUUGUCUGUGUGACUGUUUUUUAGUAGCAGAUGCUUCCUUUAAACUAAAGAUAUGGUUUUGAAAGCACCACAAGACAUGAAUAGUUUUGUUGUGUGUUUUUUUUUUCUUUUUAGCAAUCUUAGUGUGACAGCCAUAACCAUCACAAAAUGAUAAGGGGAAGAACACAGGGAGAGAAUGACUGAAGCUGAACUGAACAAGCCUUCUGAAAGAGACAGAGUAUAAUGGAGCAAUGGAGAGAGAAGAAAGGGAGGGAUUGUUAGAGAAAGAAUAAAAGGGGCACUCUGAAAAAAAUGGGAGGUAUAAGCAGAGGAGGGGAAAGAGGGAGAUUGCAAGAGGAACACUGGUUGUUGUUUAGAUGCCUACAGAUUUUGCAUGAAACCAGUUAAAAGACAAACUAAAAAGGCACAGAGAGGAUAUGAAACAUCUUAGAGUUAAAUGUUUCCUAAACAUGCCAUCAAUCCCUUUUCCCAAACACUCCUCUCCCCAGCACAUAGGGUUAAACAGAACUACUAUUGCAACGUGACUUAAAAGACAGACAGUCCAUCCAAUGGCAUGCAAAGGCUUGUAGAAGAGAUUUUAGACACUGGAAUUUGCUAUUGCUCUGCAUUGGAUCCUCAUCUGUGACUCAACAGUGUUAAAGAGACCUGAUCAUUUGUCACUUGGUGUCUGUAUUGGUGAUUUAGCAUCUACCAGGACUGGGAUCACCAGUAAUUUUAUGCAGUUUCAGUAAGUGAAGUUUUCUCUUAUUGUGCAUUUUUGUGUGUUUUACCUGAAUGUAUUUAGAACACUUAGAGUGUGUUACAUUGAGAAUGUUUCUAGGGAAGCUCAGGAAUUAGCAGCAAGUGGCUUUUGUGUGCCCCCUAAUAGAUUCAGUUAAUAUAGAAGUCAUAUUUUAUCAGUUUGUUUAAAUGUUGUUGAUUCAGAGGUAUGUUGUGAGAUGCUUAGCAGUCUCAUGAGUGGAUCAGAGCAAACAUGGGGUUUCUGACUAGACUUUAGGGUGUUGGUUUGGAUUCCAAACUUGAAGUCCUGAGCUUAAACUGUUUCAUUUCUUUUGAAUCUGACUGAAAUAUCUUAAACAUCAUCAGUUGUCUUGCAACUCCCCAAAAUGUGUUGGAAAUAUGCUUGGUGAACCUCAAAGUUUCAUAAGCAUCAUUUGAUUUUGAGAAACAUUACUCAAGCCUCAAUUAAACGCUUCAGAAAGGGCUUUCAAAGCAUCCUCAGAAUAUAUAAGCUGCAUCUGGUUCUCUUGUUAUCAAUGUGUUUUCUUGUUUGUAUCUCCAGUCUGUUCUUUCACAUUAUGAGACUCCCCCCUCCCCAACUGCUCUUCAGGGUCUUUUAUUUUGUUUCCCUUUUUUGUGUAAACUGUAUUUUGCACGGAAGUUCUCGGACUUCAGCCAUCUUUUAGAGCAAGUGGAGAUAGAAUAUUAAUAGAAUGGUGUAGAUUCAGUUUAUUGCAACAUUAUUCACUGUUACUAAAGCCUUGUACUCUGUAAGCUAAGCAGGGUGUGUCCAUCAUACUGCAGUCCUACUUGCAACAAGUUUACACACAGGAACCAAGUGCAACGAACUUGUCGUUUCAGCAACUUAUUGAUAGUCAGAAAUUAUAAAAUAGAAUGUAACGGGGACAUUCCCUCUAUGAAUAAACAUCCGGCUCUGUGUGCAACAAGCAAUCACAGACGUUCCACAUGAGAACUCAGGGGAUAUAAAUAGUGGCAUCAAAUAGUGUAUUUAUUGAGAAAAUAAAACCCACCAAAGUGGGCAGAAAACCUCUGCUUUUGGGUUAUGAAAGUUACAAAAUGUAAUUGAUUUGAACGUAUUGCAGGAAGUCCAAAGUAUGUAAGCUCAGUUUCGGUAGUGCCAGUGAAAUCUGCUGCAUUUGUAAGACAAAUUAUGAAUAUGUCUUGUUAAGUGUGAAUUUCUGUUAGUUACUAAGCUUUCAUUACAAUUAAUUGGGCAUCUGUAAUAUUUGAGGGCUGCCACCAGCCAGAUGUUUCUAGUGGGGACUUGAUAUGACUUGGUUGCCAAAAAAAAAAAAUAGAGUGUUCUCCCUUGUUUUCCAUUUCUGGCAAUUUGUACUUACAAUUGAAUCUGGAAACUGAAGCUUUAAUGGAUUCUUUCUACUGUAGUACAAAGGUAAUGCAAUUCUCUUCCUUACCCCCACCCUUCAGCCCCUGUAGUGAAAGACACAGGUAUUAACUCUUUACAGACCAACUCACCUGUUUUGUUAAUCACUUUGUUUUGAAAUCUAGUUUGUUUUGAAAAUCUAAUCUUGUAAUUAUAAUGUAAUGUAUUAUACUAUGUAUUUUUACAUUUUCAAAAUUCUUGUUAAAAAAUCAAUGUCAUCCUCACGCCCGUAAAACACUUGUUUUACCUAUACCUCUACCCCCUGGGUGUGUCUCUGGCACAGGAUGGUAAGCUAUUCCUUCCACCUUGUUUAAUAAACAGAUAUUAAUUUACUCUCAUAAUACAAAACUGGGGCUUAUUCUUCAAAGCAACAUAUCACAGUAUGAGUCAUUGUAGUUAUCACACUGACUAGCUCGGAAUUCACAGUGAUUUAAAGGCCACGGCAUUUAUUUUAUUUUAGUUCUUUUUCAGUACGUAGCUCGGAGAAAGAAGACAUCAGUUAUGAGAAGAGACAGAGAAAGAGGCAAAGAUGGCGAAAAGUAGAGAUUAUGUUUUUUAAAAAACUGUAUUAUUAAUUAAAUAUUAACAAUAAAUAGUAAUUAUAGAUAUUUCAGUAACCUUCUGAUUAUGUUUAUACACUAAACAAUGACACUAUUUUGACAUAAAUUGUCCAAAUUGUUUUUAGUUCAACACAAGUCAGGACUGAGUGAAUAAAGCCCCAUUAUGAUACAAUGUCAGCCUAGAUCUCUUCCAGAUACCAGAAGAGACAGUUCCAUUUAUGGGAAACCUGUUGGCUCAUUUCUUUUCCUCUUCCACUUGAUACACUGUGGCUACAGGACAUCAGCUUGAUCAGAUCAUGCCUUUUUCCAAAAUGAGCAGUGACCAAAAGCCCCUUUGAUCUGGAUAAAUUUCAUGUUCUGGCACGCAGUGGAUAUGUCUGGAGGCUAAGCUGUGCGUGUUUAUGCUAGUACUGAGCCAUUACAGCAUUAAUGCAUUGUGCUAGUAUACAUUCUUACCUUUUUGCUAUUUCUUGUAUAAGAUAGAAACUGAUGGAAGAUGGAAGAGAAUUCCUGAGAAGUAAUAUGAGCUCAAAGGUAAUGGUCCAAAAAAAUAGGACAUGCUAUAAACCUUCUGAUUGGUACUUAUUUAUAUACCACAGUAGGAUGGAAUGUUCAGAAAAUGAUCUUAUGAGGUUUGAGCAAUCUCUGCUGCUGGUGAAGUAGCCAACUGAACUGGUGUACAUGAUCACACAGUUGGCACCUUAGAGAAUCACGAACAAUAAAGUAAUUCUGUUUGCAAGAGAAAUAAAUACAAGGGAUAGCAGGCAUGUUGUUACAAGAAAGGGUGAACUAACGUGGGUGGAAGAUGCAAUGCACCCAAACAUCUUACCCUUUGAGAUGAAUUUGCUUUAGUAGUGGUCUUAUUGUUUUCAACUCAGCUAAUUUAGCCAGCUACGAUAACACCAUCCCCCAAUUCGUAUUUAGAGACAUCAAUUUAUUACAUCAGUAUUCCCCAUGUCUUAGCCACACUUUAUAAAUAAAUAUAGAGUUAAAUUAGAGAUAUUUCAUAAUUUUGAGCUUGCAUCAAUGUUAUCUAACGAGGAUGUUGUAUGAAAAAAAUGGUACUCCAAAUUUGGCAGGCUUUAGCCUAGCGCUUAUAUCAAGCAUGUAAAACUUGCGGCCUGUGGGCCACCUGCGGCCCACAAUGAAUAUCUUUGCGGCCCAGCGAGCCGUGAGUAGAUGCUUACUGUUAAAGAAGAGUUGGCACCUGCUCUCCCCGCAUUGCAGGUGCCUACUCUGCUAAAAUUUACCUGGCCGGGUGGAGAGGAAGCAUGAAGCUGCAGUCUGUUCUUUCUGCUACUCACUGCUCAUGUGCCCUCUGUAGUGAUGCCGUGUGCUGGAAUAUGACGACAUUCUGUCCAGGCAUCACUAAACCGUGCAUGAGGAGCAGGAAGGGAGACCUCCAGAGAGAAGAUCCCCAAAGACCCCAGGGAUUGGCCCAACACCAGGUAACGAUCAGCAAUAAAUAAAAUUAUUUGUGAGUGUGUGCAAGAGUGUGUAAAUGUGUGUGUGUGUGUCUGUAUGUAUGUGUGUGUGUUUCUGUCAGUGAGUGUGUGUCUGUCAGUGAGUGUGUGUGUCUGUCAGUGAGUGUGUGCCUGUCAGUGAGUGUGUCUCAGUGUGUGUGUGUGUGUGUGUCUGUCAGUGAGUGUGUGUGGGUCAGUGUUGUGAUGGCUGUGGCUGGAUGGUGGAGGACCUGGAGGUGCAUGGAGGCACACAACGCCAUGUCACAUUCCAGCGUGAUGUUGAUGUGCUCCACCUUCACAGGGUUUUAAGGAGUGUCAAAAAAAUCCGCUUUGGCACAGGGUGUGGACAGCGCCAUUGGGGAUAUAACAGAGGCCGGAAUCUGGAGUCGUAUACUGGCAGUGGCAAUGUACGUGGAGUCUGCUUGUUGGCUAAUAUUGUUUUUUUUUUUUUUUAAACAGGGGCAGGGUUUUAGUAGAGGGGGUACUGGGAUUUAGUACAGAGGGGGACAGGGCUUUAGUAUAGCAGGAGGACUGGUAUUUAGUAGAGGGGGACUGGUAUUUAGAAGAGGGGGGAACUGGAAUUAAGUAGAGGGGGGGCUGGGAUUUAGUAGAAUGGAGCUGGGAUUUAGUGGGGGGACUGGGGUUUAGAAGAAGGGGGCUGGGGUUUAGUAGAGGGGGGGAUUUACUAGAGGAGGGUGCUGUUUUUUUUUUAUACUGUGCUUUUCAAAAUAAACCUAUGUUUCUAUGAAAAUUUACGUUUUUGUUUUUUUUGCGGUCCACAUAAACUUAAAUCUUGUUUAUUUAAUCCAUGCUAGCCUUUGAGUUUGACAUGCUUGGCUUAUACGAACUGUGUUUCGAAGCCUAACCUGCAUUUUAACCCUAAUACUAAAUAUAGCCCUAAUUCUACUAUCCUUAAGCUGACGCCUAACACCUAACCCUGCUUUACAACACAUACAUACAAAUAACUUAUACAAUGUAUAAAAUGAUGUUUAACAUCCUUAAAAAGUGCAUUUAUUAAUCAUUAAAUAAGUCAAAUGGAUACCUGUAUCUGUAUGGGCAGUACCUUGGUAGUAACCCAUGCCAUUCCAGGUACCAUAACCACUACGGUGGGCUGUAGUAAUUAUGGUGCUUGGGGUGUUAUUUAAACAGGCAUAAAAAGUGAAGAGGACCCUGCUCAAUAAGGUUAUAAUAUAAGACAGAAGCUAGUUCAGAACAGGACCAUCAAAAUUCUUACCUUUAUGGUAAUGCUCCUAUUUUCUUUUUGUAGGAUAUUACAUAUUCUGUUUUAAUGCAUAUUUAUUAGACUUUUUAUACCAUUCUGCUGGUAUACAUUUUUUAUUGCAAGACAUUGCAUUUUUUUAGUCUCUCGUUUUCCAUUUUCCUUUAUGGUGUCAUAUUUAAAAAAAAAUACGCAUAGGAAAGGAUUUUUGUUUCUUACCUCUUAGGAAGUUGUGGUUGUUAAUGUGGAAAAUAUUAAUGUCUGACAGAGCCUCGCUAAGGAUUUUGUGGAUGAAGUAUGUCAGGUGUGGCAUCUCAAAUAAUAUUCAGUACAAUAACAGAUGACAUUUCUUUUAUUAUAGAAUCUGCAGUUAAAGAGAAACAAUGUGUUUAAAAAAGAUUGCCUAUUAAUUUAAUGUAUUGUAUAGAUAAUGCAUCAAAAUAAUGCAAUCAAAUAAGAGAUACUCAGAUAAUCUAACUGCAGCUUUAGGCAGAUCCCUUGCAUUCCAGGAAGAGGUCCAGUCAGGAUCUUCUCAUUCUAGUCUAUAGGUUUUGAUCUUAUCUCAUAAACCCAUGUCCAGCAAGUGUUUAAGAUAAAUAGAUUAACUUUUAGCUGGAGUUUCACUUAUUGGUUGGAAUUGCAUUAAAAAACUGAUGGAGUUAUGGUAAGUGUAAAAGGGGGUUUAAUUAUUUCAUGUGCAGAGGUGGUAGGGACGUAUUCAAUUAGGGACAGAGCAACUAUUAUGUUAGGAAUGCAAGUUUGUAUUCCUAAGCUACAGUGUUCAUUUAACACAGGAACACACUCAUUUAUAAAAAUAUAAUCUUUAUUAUAAAUCCAAAAAUACAAAUAUUCUCACAUGUAUUAAAAAACAUAUCACAGGUUAAAAGAAUAUACAAAUGUUACAUGUAUAAUUAAAUGCCCAAACAUCUAUUAAGUACAUUAGAUCCAUCAGUCCUGAAUUGUAUAGAAAAUGAGCAUUAAUAUAAUGGAUUACAUACCAGUCAACCACGAUACAAUGAGAGGAAAAUAAAACUGACAGCAAAACAAAAAAAUACCCCUAACAUUUCAACCCAAAGCCUUUUUCAAGGGAAGAACAACUUAAAGGGACACUCCAGACACCAAAACAACUUCAUAUAAAUUAAGUUGUUAUGGUGCCAGGAGGCCCCUAUUACCUCCAGGGCUUAAACUGUUCUUGAACGGUUUAACCCCUGUGUUGCCGCCAGCUGCAAUGUCAACUCCCCCCCAGACAGCAUCUGACUUCUGAAAUCUCAGUUUCAGGAAGCAUGGAGUGCCACCAGGUAGGGGUGUCGCUGAUUGGCAAGGAGCGGUCAGCUGACAAUGUCAGCCAACCAGUGGCUCACCAUUCACAAAACCGGCUUGGAAAGAUAUGUACCUUUUCCAAGCCAGUUUUGUGAAUAUGAAGUCACUGAUUAGCUGAGAGCGUUAGCUGGCGGCUCUCAGCCAUUCAGCAGCAUCCCUGAUCGGCAUCACUCCACGGUUCCUGAAACUGAGAUUUCAGAAGCCAGAUGCCACCUGGGGGCAGUUUAAAUCACUGCUGGAGGCAACUCAGGAGUUUAAACCAUUCGAGAACGCUUUAACCCUUUGAGAUGAGCAUGCCGCAUGGGAGCUCCUGGCACAAAAACAACUUUGGUGCCUGGAGUGUCCCUUUAAACAAAGUCUGAUUCACAGUUUGGUUAUGAGCCCCUCUCAGAGCUUAUAGUGGGUGUAGCACAGUUAAAAUAUAUUUUUGCUCAUAAAAUUAUUCAGUUGUGCCAUCUAAAAUAUUUUUAGUACUGAUGAAAAUGAUAUACAGUUGUAUAUAUAUGUAAACAGGAAACUGUUAUAAGUCAGUUUACUGCUUAAUAAAUAACAGAUUUCGAUAAGAAACAGGAAGUGGUUUUGUACCAGCAUUAGUGAGGGAUAAAUUAACAAAUGCACAUUUAAAUAUCACGUUUUGUUACUCAGUUCUGUAAUACUGUGGUUUAAUAGUGUACUGAUUUAAAGGAAUACUAUAUUUGCAAAGAUCACUUCAAUAGAGUGGUGUGGAUGCAGUUUCCCUGUCUUCUUAGUUUUUGAGAAACUGCAAUGUUUACAGGGUUAAGUCCACUUUUAGGCACGGCUAAACGUUUUUCAGCAUUUUGCAUUUACUUAAAGGAACACUAUAAGGUCAGGAACACAAAAAUGUAUUCCUGGCCCUACAGUGUUAAAACCACCAUCUAGCCCCCCUGGUUCCCCUUGUCUUCUUAAAUAUAGUAAAAUCUUAUUUGUUUUCAUGUCUACAGGGCUGCCUCUGCCCCUGAUAUGUCUGCUUUCAGCUGACAUCAUCAGAAGUGAUUCUGUGAGUCAAUCACAAUGCUUUCCCAUAGAAUUGACUGAGACUGAAGAAUAGAAGGCAGAUCAGGGGCAGAGCCAGCACAAGUCAAAUACAGCUCUGGCCAAUCAGCAUCUCCUCGUAGAGAUAAACUGAAUCAAUGCAUCUCUAUGAGGAAAGUUCAGUGUCUGCAUGCAGAUGGUGGAGGCACUGAAUGGCAGCACUGCACAGUGUGUAGCACUGUCCCAGGAAGCAACUUUAGCAGCCAUCUGAGGAGUAGUCAGUGGAGUUAUCCCUAUGCUGCAAUGUAAACACUGCCAUUCUCUAAAAAAAACAGUGUUUACUACAAAAAGCCUGAAGGGAAUGAUUCUACUCACCAGAACAAAUACAAUAAGCUGUAGUUGUUCUGGUGAAUAUAGUGUCUCUUUAACUGCACCGCUUUUUACUAUUAUAUGCAUUGUUUGUUGUUUUUAUUGAUGUUAUGAGUUAAAUAAAAUUAUUGGUUAAAGUAUAUUUUUGGCAAGUGAUUCCAGAAGUCAGGCCCCCAAUAUUCCUCCUUGAAGAGUCCAUGCCUUCUCUGUGAUAUCACAGGUGGCAAAGUGGUAAGCAAUGCUGAAGGAGCCUUGGCACAGUAAAAAGGCAAUUAAAACUUUAUUUUUUUUUUCUAAUUUUUAUUGAAAGAAAGGGGACACACACACCUAUGUAGAGAUAGGGAGAGGGACCCUAUACCGUUAGGAAUACAGGUUUGUAUUCCUAGCGCUAUUGUGCACCUUUAAAGGGUUACUUCAACCCUUUUUUGCAAUGAUUUUACUUUGUCUAUAUGCUUUAAAAUUGGGCCUGGACUUAACAAAAUAUGCACUAUUUAAAUAGUUAAGAAAAUUUGGUGCUUAGAGAUUUAAUUAUGAAUAAAAUAAAUAAAUAAAAAAGCCUAUGGUAGUCAUUAAGACCCCAAUAUUAUUAUUGCUGCCCAAUCACUAGAAAGGCCAAUCCUGUAAAAAACAAAUGGGGGUGGGGCAUAGUCCCUCCCAUGCCACCACCCAUAAGCUUCUGGUGGAGUACUUUAAAUUAAAUAAUGGGGCUUGACAGAUCAGUGUCCACCCUCUUCCCCCAACCAUAUUGCUAAAAUAUGAUUUUCUUCUCAAAAUAAAUCCUCCCUCACUUCUCCUCCCACUCUUUCCCUGCCUCCCCUUGCCAGCUGAAGUACACACAUGCUCUAUGAGCCGGGAAAAUCAGUCUAAUCACAGCCUUCUGUAUGAGAAGCUUGUGAUUGGACCUGGUUCAGCUGCAUACAUGUCACAAAGAGACUUGGAAAGCGGCACCGGGAGCUUUGGAGUAAUUUUGGAAUAACCCUUGAAGUGAAUAUGAGAAUUAGCAUUCUAGUUGGAGUUUGGUCAUUUCCAUUGGAUUAAGUCCAUUUGGACAAAAGCCAGUGUUUUGUUGUAAAACUAACUUCGAAUACAGCGCCGGACUAAAUUCUCCUCAAUUUUAUAACAUGACAGGAGGCUUCAUAUUUGCUUAAGUCUCUCUUUACUAGAACUCCACAGCAGCAAAAAAACACAGAGAGUAAACAACCAAUCAGAAAACAGUAAGAAGACCAUAUAACUCCCUUCUCAACAUUCCAUUUCCUCUUUCUUUGCUGCUCAGCAUCAGUUCAGGUCAGAGUACCACUGCCUCCUGCUAAUAUUAGUUGGUGGCUUUGGGAUUUUAAUAUAUCUCUGUAUAUUUUUUUUUAUAUUAUUUUCUUUUCUUUUAUUAUUUAUUUGGGGACUGUUUUGUUUUGUAGUGUAGGCUAUCUGCCUUUCUCUUUCCCUCUGAGAUAGGGGGGAGUUUCUCCCCUUUACUAUUUUCACUUCUGGGGCUCUGUCCCCUCUCAUUUUUCACCUGGUUUUUCCGUGCUGACGGGUUUUGUUCUGGUGGGGGGUUUCUGUAGGCCGGCCUUUUGCUGCCUCCCCCGAUCCCCCCGAGCCCUCGGGACCGCGGAGUACGUCUCCAGUGGUCCCGUGUGUGCUUUCUCCUCCUCCGAUCACGAGGUGCUCGCGAUCGAGCGCUCUACCCGCCGACCGGAGCUUUUCCACGUGGCCGCCGGUUGCAGCCAGAUCGAUCCACGGACCGCGCCCGUUGUACUCCUCUGUAAACACACACAUGGUCCCUGGGGUUCCCGUGGCCUGAGGCCUAUCUAGGUCCUGGCGGUCUGGGAACACCCCUUACUCCCCUGCACUUAACCCUUCAGUUUAACACUACUAUUUGUUUGUGCUGGGGUUGUACACAGGAUUGUUAUGUUUUAUGGGGGUUUUCACUAUUUCUAUAUGUGAGACUUUACAUUAGUCCUUUAACACAAGGUCUUUCAGGUUCUCUAUUUGGCUAACUGAGGAGCGCUCCAGUAAAAGUGACCCUUCAUAUACCUUACACCACUCAUUAGUGACCUGGCCUGCGCUGUCUGUACCCCUAUGACUGGCCUGCUUUGUCUGUGCCCUUAUGACUGGCCUGCUUUGUCUGUGCCCAUAAGCUUAGCCUGCUCUGUCUGUACCCACUGACUGGCCUGCCCUGACAGUGCCCUAUUUCUGAGCCGACGUUUGUCCCAGGGCCGUCUUUAAUAUGGAUUGGACCCUGGGCAAACAUUUGCUUGGGCCCCCUGAACCUUGUCGUCCCCUCCCUGGUAUGCAAUCAUGCCCCCCACCCCAAUGCAGAGGCGGACGUAAAGUAGAGAGGGCUCUGGUGCAUGAAUUAUUUUGGGCAAGAGGGGGCAAAAGGUAGAUCCCCAUCUGUCAUGCAACUCCAACAAUGCUUUGACAGCUGGGGCACUACCAUUUUCCCAUGCAUGCAGGGUUAUAUUUAGCACUGAGCAGUAUUUGUGUGUUUGAGUGUAAGCAUGUUUUUGUAUGGAGUAUGUUUGUGUGAAUGUAGGGGUGUGUUUGUAUGUGGAGAUGGCAUUUAAAUGCAAGUAUGCAUUUAUGUGUAGUGUUGGUUUAUGAAUACACUGGUGUGUUUAUAUAUAAUUUUGUUGUUUUAAAAAAGAGGUGUGUUUAUAUGUAGUGUUGAAGUUUGAAUGCAGGUGUGUAUUUGCGUGUAGUGUUGAAUGCUGAGAUGUAUGCACAAAUACACAUGCACUGUCACAAACACACACACACAGAAACACUUGCAGAUACACAGAUAUACACAAUCAUACAGAUGCAGCUAUACAGACACAUUUACACACACUGACACACACACACAACCUGGCACACAUGCAGACACACAGAUGCACACACGCACACACGCAGAUACACUGACAACAUACAGAUACACAGACACACACAAUGACAACAUACAGACACACAGAUACAUAACCUGACAAAUGCAGAUACAAACACUGACACACAUGCAGAUACACACAUUGGCUACAUACAGAUACAUGCACAGGUAUACACACUGGCACACAUACACAGAUACAUACAUACUGACAACAUACAGAUACUCACUGACACACACACACACACAGACACUGUGACAGACAUACUGACACUGUGACAGACAUACAUACUGACACAUACACAGACAUACUGACUGGCACACCGACAUACAUACAGACACACAAACUGACACACACAGACAUACUGACAUACACACAGAUAUACAUACUGACACACACAUAGACAUACAAACUGACACACACACAGACAUACAAACUGACACACAGACAUAUACUGACUGACACAUACAUACUGACACACACACAGACAUACAUACAUACUGACAUUCACUCAGACAUACAUACAUACAUACUGACACACACAAGACAUACUGACACAUACAAAGACAUACAUACUGACACACACACAUACAUACAUACUGACACACACACAUACAUACAUACAUUCUGACACACACACACAUACAUACUGACACACACACACACACACAGACAUACAUACAUACAUACUGACACUCACACAGAUAUACAUACAUACUGACACACACAAAGACAUACUGACACACACAAAGACAUACAUACUGACACACACAAAUACAUACAUACUGACACACACAUACAUACAUACUGACACACACACAUACAUACAUACUGACACACACACAGACAUACAUACAUACAUACUGACACUCACACAGACAUACAUACAUAAAUACUGACACUCACACAGACAUACAUACAUACUGACACACACAGACAUACUGACACACACAAAGACAUACAUACUGACACACAUACAUACAUACAUACUGACACACACAUACAUACAUACAUACAUACUGACACACACAAAGACAUACUGACACACACAAAGACAUACAUACUGACACACACACAGACAUACAUACAUACAUACAUACAUACUGACACUCACACAGACAUACAUACAUACUGACACACACAAAGACAUACUGACACACACAAAGACAUACAUACUGACACACACACAUACAUACAUACUGACACACACACAUACAUACAUACAUACAUACUGACACACACACAGACAUACAUACAUACAUACUGACACUCACACAGACAUACAUACAUACAUACUGACACACACACAGACAUACAUACAUACAUACUGACACACACAAAGACAUACUGACACACACAAAGACAUACAUACUGACACACACACAGACAGACACUCUUUAGUUUUCUACCUUUGAAAGAGGCUUCCUUCUCUGGGGACCAGUGUGCUGGCUGGGGUAGUUGGAAGUUGGGAGUCUGGCUAUUCUUGCUCCCCCUCCUCACUGGAUGCUGGCUCAGCAGCCGCCCGGGCGGCCCGAUGUCUUUGAGGUGGGAGGAAGUGAUUCGCGGUCGUCACUUCCUCCCAUGCAGCCGUUAAGCAAGGACCCGGUCGCGCUGUUAAAGGGCCACAGCGCCGACCGGACCCCUGCUGGAACAUGCUCACUGGGUGGCCCUAAAGGUAUGGGCCACCCGGUGGGCCCCCUUAGUGUGCGGUCCCCGGUGCAGCCGCAAUACUAGCACCGCGGGCCCAUUAGGUAGGGAAAUAUUUUAAAAAAAUAAUUUUUUAUUGCAGGCGACGGGGCCCAUGAGUAACUGGGCCCAGGGCAGCUGCCCCGUUUGCCCCUCCUUAAAGACGGCCCUGGCUUGUCCGUGCCUAAAUCCCUUACGGCCGCUGGCCUAGGAUAUUAUACGGGGAGAUUUUAUACUGGGGGUCCACCACGACCAUGCUAUGGACACUGGCAAUUGUGUCCAUAUACAUUGCUCCCAUAAUAGCUGGGUGACAGGUGUCAUUUCUACCCUCGGGGUCACGCUACGGUCAGGAUAUGGACAAUCCAACCCAAGAAAGCCUACAGGCUAUGAUUAACUCGGCCGUUCCCACUUCUGUAUCAGAGACUCAGCUCACGCUGAUAGAGUCCGGCCCUGAAUCACCGGACAGAGACCAAACAAGCGCUUCUAAGCACUACUGGAAGGGUGAAGGCCCUGAGCCGAGUACCCAGAAGGGUAAGGCCCCUGCAAUGAGACCCAGGCGGACAACCGCCUCAUUACCAGCACGCCCACGAUACUUCCCCGAAGAGGAGGAAGAAUUCACCCUCCCCACACCCCUGUCCGUACUGGAUGAAUGGCAGGCAGAUCAAUCCCCCUCAGAGGAUGAAGGUGGUUGGGGUGAGGAAGAACCAGAGGAGUCGGCGUACCAACAGGACACCGAUGAAGCUGGUUCGCAACACCUACACUCCACCUAUGGGGAGGACGUGUUCUUGGACACAACGGGCAAGCCCCUGUUCAACCCACGCACCAUCUGGCACCCCAGGUCUCCUGAGUGGUCCCUACCCGAACAUCUGGCCCAGUUCGUCCAUUAUUGGGUUUGCAGACCCCUCGAUUGGGCAGUUCGGAAGAGGUUGAGGGCUGAGUGCCCUAGGCCCACCUUACCAGACAAGGUCGAUAUGACGCCCGAGUUUGACACGAUGGUCUCCAUCUAUUUGACCCGUCCCGGUCGCGAUCCCAAGAAAGGGAUCGAAAGCAAUCUCCGACUGGUACAAGAUAAGGUGCUUGACAUGUUGGGGCCACUGGAAUGGAUCCGUACUAUGGCAGACAAGGCUGUCUUGCAGGGCUCGCCCCUGGAUGCUGCAGCCAUAAGAGAUCGGGCAUUACGCUCCAUUUGCCUGCUGGGCAACUCCAACGUGGCAUUAUGCAUGGAGCGGAGGAAGGCUGUCCUCAUGCGCAUGGACACUAAGUUAUCGGAGUUGGGAUCCAAGGAACUGGGACCCUUGGCCAAAGGGCUGCUUUUGGAGAACCUUUCAUCAAGGAGCUCCAGAGGCACGUCAACCUCUAUGCCACUCUGAACAAGGCCCAAUCUUCGAUGAGGAGGGUGUUCCGCUCUCACACCUCUCGUGUUUUUGGCAGGGCUGGAAUGCAGCUGUGUCAUGCCUCCACCUGCUUCUGGCCAUCGAGCCACCGAUGAUCCCUUACACCAUCCUUCUUCCCCAGCUACCACUCUGGGUCCUUCAUCUCCCAGAGGUCAGACCGUGGCAGAGGGAACCGGACGCGUGGUAGGGGCAGAAUGCCCACAGGUGAGACAAGUUACACCACGUGUUUUUCCCAGUCCUUUGCAUGCCGGCAGGUUACGUUUUUGUCUCGACAGAAUACUCCAAACAGUCCGAGGUUACGUUAUAGACUUCCAUUCACCCCCAGUCCAGGAGGUACCUCUCCCUCCCUCCCCCCCCCCAGCUACAGUGUCAUCAAGAGUGCUUCAAAUCCUCGGCGGCUCGAUGGCCAAAAUACAGGCCCUCUUCGACAAAGGGGCAGUUCAGUGGGCGCUGGACGACGGAGGUUUCUUCAGCUCGAUUUUCCUAGUCAGAAAGAAGACAGGAGAUUUCUGUCCGGUUAUAAAUCUGAGGAACCUGAAUGGCUUCAUUUCCUAUCAACACUUCAAGAUGGAGGGCAUCCAUCUUCUAAGAGACUUACUGCGCCCAGGGGAUUGUUUCACUCGCCUAGACCUGAAGGACGCAUAUCUAUCCGUACCGGUGGAAUCCGGAUGCCGACUAUUCCUACGUUUUGUUUGGAAAGGGAGGCCAUGCCAAUUCACCUGCCUACCCUUUGGCCUCAGCUCGGCACCUUGGUGUUUCACCAAACUAUUGAAACCAAUAACAGCAUGCCUGUGCUCCAGGGGCAUUUGGUGCUUGAUAUAUCUGGAUGACUUGCUUCUCUUCUGCGAGGAUGCCUCCAGGCUGAAAUCUCAGACGCUCUACACGGUCUCCUUGUUCGAAUCCCUGGGGUUUGUAGUCAACCGAGAGAAGUCGGCCCUCACACCGAUGCAUAUAGUUAAAUUUUUGGGGUUCGAAAUAGAUGCGACUUAGUGCAUCCUACGCCUCCCUCAGGCCAAGAUCACAGCCAUUCGAAAAGAGAUCCUACGGAUCCUGCGUAAAGAAAUUAUCCCACUCAGGGUCCUGGCACAAGUGGUAGGCCUCUUGUCCACAUCGAUCCAAGCCAUCUACCCAGGUCCCCUUCACUACAGGGCCAUGCAACGCCUGAAGGUAAGCUUCCUGCGCAGGAAGCCCUCAUAUGACCAGCUGAUUCCCAUCACGCCAGAGGUCAAGACCGAACUUCGUUGGUGGCUAUUACACACGUCAGCCUGGAACAGCAAGGUGAUUUUCGGACCGACCCCGGACUUUGUCCUGGAAUCGGAUGUGAGUCUAUGGGGCUGGGGAGGACAAGCACGGAAACAGGGUAUCACAUCAACUGCCUAGAAAUGAUUGCGGGCUCAUUCGCUAUAGGGAGCCUUGCAGGUCAUCUGUCGGAUUGCUGCAUCCUGCUGAGAAUGGACAACGUAUCAGCGGUGCAGGGAGCCUAUGCACUUCCACCAUUCACUAUGAUCUCCAGGGUCCUUCUCCUUCUGGUUCCCAGAAUUGCUAGAGCUGUCAUAUCAGGACCCGCUCCUUCUCCCGUCUCCGCAUCUGCUCCUGUCGGAUUCUUGAGGCAAUCAUCACCCCCUUGUGCUGGAAGGCCAUCUCCACUUGGUGGCUUGGACUCUUUCUGGGGUACCUGGAAUGUCGAUGAGCUAUCGGGAUCAGCUAGAAGCCUCCUCUGGGACUCAUGGGCCCCAGGAACGUGGAGAUGAUAUCUGUCCGCCUGGAACAUAUGGUGUCGUUGGUGGAUGGAACAGAGUAUCGAUCCCUUUACAGCACCUAUAUCCAGCGUACUGAAUUUCCUUUCUCACCUCUUCGACCAAGGGAGGUCAUAUCGCUCUGUUAACAUUGCCAGAUCAGCCAUUUCAGCGGCUCAUGUUCCCCUUCAGGGGACGCCCAUUCGACAAGAUCCAUUAGUUUGUAGACUAUUGAGAGGAAUCAGACUGUCACGUCCACCGGCUCCUAAGUAUACAUCACUCUGGGAUGUACACCUGGUUUUGGAUUUCAUUCAGGCAUGGCCGGAGAAUCAGGACCUUUCUCUACGACAGUUAUCGGCCAAGUUUACACCUCUUUUAUGCCUAGUAUCGUUUCGUCGGGUCUCCAACGUCCGGGCUUUUGAUAUUAAUGCAUUCACCUUUUUCCCAGAUGGGGUGACCUUUUCAGUGUCGAGACGUACCAAGUCCGACUCGACUGCCAUUUUCUAUCCUUUUUUUCGAGAAGCUCCUAAGCUCUGUGUGGUUUCUGCUCUGUCUCGCUAUGUGGCAGUUACUACCCCGCUUCGAAGUUCCCAAUCGGGACAGCUGUUGAUAUCUUAUGUACGUCCGCAUAAACUGGUUUCUGCCAUUACUUUGGCUCGUUGGAUCAGAUGGCUUUUGUCGUUGGCUGGCGUGGACUCCUCAUUUGGUGCUCAUUCGGUAAGGGGCGCAGCGGCGUCAGGAGCCCUGGUAGCAUAUUCUACGUUCAGCAGACUGGUCUUGAGAAGACACAUUUCGACAGUUUUAUUUCAGACCGAUGGAACAUGCAGCUUUUGCCUUACUGGCUGAGCGUUGAAACAGCAAAUAUGAAGCUUCCUUUAAUGUUAUAAAAUUGUAGAUUAUUAUAGCUUUAGUGUACCUAUAAUCCUUAUUUUAUUAAUGACAGGAGGCGAAUAUUUCCCACCCGUUUGUUCCCGACCCUUGUUUGUAUUUAUUAUCUGGUAUGUUGAAUAUUAAUAAAGAUAUAUGUCUCUGGUCAGUGUUCGUUGUGGUUAUUUCCUAGAUAUGUUUUACAUUACUGUCUGGGCUGGGAUCUGUAAACUUGGUGGUGUUCACUAUGAAUUUGCACUGAGUGGCUGCAUGCUUUUAUACGUACAUUUCAUUGGCUAAUCACAAUUUUCGAUUCUGUUUAUCUCGUUUCAUUGUAAAGUUUCCAGGAUGAGAUCACGUCCAAGUUUUCGAUUCGGUUGAAGAUUCCUAUGAGAGUCGUUGUUUCUGUCAGAGAUGGACUGUUAUAGUUAUGUUAUGUUUUUUCUGUGUUUUGUUAUCGCAGUUUGAAAGAGGAAAUAGAAUGUUGAGAAGGGAGUUAUAUGGUCUCCUUACUGUUUUCUGAUUGGUUGUUUACUCUCUGUGUUUUUUUGCUGCUGUGGAGUUCUAGUAAAGAGAGACUUAAGCAAAUAUUCGCCUCCUGUCAAUUAUAAUAUUAAGAUUAUAGGUACACUAAAGCUAGCAUAAUCUACAAUUGUGACCCUAUUGGCUCCGUCAUCAUGUGGUGUGCAAUGUCUGCAUUCACAAGUGGUGAGAUGAGCUGAGUAAUAGCUCAUCUCGCAGCUAAAGCCCACAAUCCUCCUAAUCGCUGAGGAUGGGAAGGAGGUAGUGCUGUACAAACAAUGGUGGGUAAGAGGACAAAGGACAGGCUUGAGCGAGGUUGGGAUAUUAAAAUUGAGCGGUUAAUAGAAACAUUUCCGUUCAGAUUGUGAACAGGCUUCUUCUUGAUCUGCUAUUUGGCACUAUGAAUAGUUUAUAUAUAGAACACUCUGUAAAUUGGUUACAUGAGGAUUCAGGGGUUAAUCAAAGGAACAUUGCAAUCAUCACUCCAAGCACCAUAACCACUUCGGUGUUAUUGCAUGAGGAGUGCCCUUGCACCCCCUGUUGUAAGCUAUCAAAUCAUUACUAAAGGUUUGACAACUUACCUGGGGCCGGUCACUUCCUACACUGAGAGCCAGAAGCUCGUGUACAGAGCUUCCGUUAGCUCUCUUGAAUUAACUAUGCUGUGCAGGGUCAGCUCAUUGUCUUAUCCAGUCAGCCAGUGAACUAAACCUUGCACUACCGGCCUUAGAGAGAGCUUCUAAGUGACAUGGCAGAGAUGACUGGUGGUAUGCGAAUCCCCAGUUUUGUUCUCAAAUUAUUCAUUUACAGUUUGAUUACUCACAUUGGGAGUGCCAGGGCAUGCGUGGGAGAUAAACUAUUACAAAAAGAUGUAGUGGUUAUGGGACUUGGAGUGUUCCUUUAAAAAAUCGAGUACGAUGGAUGCAAUGAUCAAGCUAAUUGGUAAAUAGAAUGGAUUAGUCUCUGGGGUCUCUCUCAUGAAUUUUAUCUGUGAGAUUUUAAUGCUUUAGUUAGUAUUUCUUGGGAAAAGAUCAAUUCUGUUAUCUGAAAAGUGCUGUGUUCAAUGAAAUAAAUAAGCUCAAUGGGCCAGUUCAGCUAAUUGUGAUAUUUAUCAGAUGAUGUAAUUGGGUUGUUUUAAAACUUUCUAUAAUACACCUAUCUUAAGCAAAAAGGAAAUAAAUAUAUAUUUACAAACCUUUUAAAUAUAUGGAAUUAUUGCACUUUUAUUUAUUGUUUUAUCGCUGGAUACAUGAGGUUAGAAGCAUUGAUACAGAGCAUCAGAACCAGGACUAAAAAGGAUUGAAGAAAAUGUCCAUUAUCUCUGAAUCCAUAGGCAGAGGCACUUAGAGAGCAAAUUUGUCUAUACAGAUGAUAGUGGCUUGGUUUGUACAAGGAUUAUAAAUAUUUUCUACAAAUAAUAAAACCAAAUGGGUCUGAAUGCAAGGAAGCACUCCGGGUAAGGAAUGUGUUUCUUCCCCAGCCUGCAGAGGUUAGACAUUAAUAUUGUAAAAGUAAUACAGGAAAAAGAGCCAAUGAAAACACAAUAUGGGUGUUUUUAAAGUACUGUGACAUUGUUACCCAUAGCAAGAAGUGGAUACUGAGCUUGAAUGUUAGACAUGGACAUGGGCAAGAAUGUUUCCAGAUCAGGGAUUUUAAUCUAGAUUUGGCCAUCAAGAUUUCAGUUCACUACAAUUUGAAGUUUACUGAAUAAACCCCAUGGAGGAGGAUGAUGACGAUUGAGAUAAUGAUAAAACUAUUAAUACAUUUCUAUUUUUAUUCUAUUUUUAAAAUUCAUAUUUUGCAUUAAAAUGCAUCAUAAAACAAAAAAUAUGCAAAGAUGUAUUGAUAUAUAAACAUCUUACAGUGAACUAUUAUUACCAAUUAUAUGCACUGUAAUAACCUGUCCUUGUCUCCUCAUGAUAAAUAAUUGUGAAUCCAAUUCAUGGAUUCCUUUGUUUCAAUAGUCAUAUUGUGUAUCGAGACAUAUUUAAAGGGACACUCCAAUUUCCAUAACCACGGUUAUAAUAGUUAUAGUGUCUGGAACGCCCUGGCAUUCCCACCUUCAAUGUAAGUAGUCAAACCAUUUGUCAAAGGUUUGAUUUCUUGCCUAGGGUCUACUGGGCACCGCUCGUUGCCUUUUCUCUUCCACUACAGAGUGCUUGCAGACUCUGCUAAGAGCUUCCUUUAGCUGUCCUGAGAUAAGCCAUGCUGUGCUGUGUUACAUUUACAGUAAACUCUGCCAUUAGAAAUUACUGACUGUUAAAACAUCCAAAUGUUACACCCAGUGAUCAGGGUGGCACAGUGGUAUGGCCUUAAGAGAGACGUCAGCUGAUGCUGAUAAACCAACCCAGGAAUGUUGCUGUAUGGGUUGUGUUCCAGGACAGCAGAGAUCUGAUCGGAACAUAUAGUAUCAAUACAGGCAUCAAACUAACAUUGGGUGAGAGGAACUAAAUGGAAUGGAUAUAAAAUAAACCAAACAAUUUAUCCUCCACUGCUUGCUUUUUAUAUGUGUAAUUAUUAUUAUUACUGCACAGAAUCUCCUACCAUAAGUAAAACAAUAAAUGUCAAGCCAGUCUUGCUACAUUACUUACCAUUAUGCACUUAUUACCAUUUAUGAAUAACCAACAUUUUCUGCAGUUCUGUACUUAACAGAAUAGUAAAUAAUUAAAUUAGAGAUAUACUUAUAGACAGAACCAGAAAACAUUGCUGAUUCUGUAAAGUCCUCUCCAUCCCCCCCCGUCAACUACUUAAUGAUGAAUUCAUCUUAAGAGAUAUGAAUAUAAGCCUGGCUUGUGAGAUUCGGAGAGGUAUGUCAUGGAGUCGGAAUGAUGGGGGUAAACAAAACAGUGCUUCAAAAAACUUUUAAGGCCAACUAAAGUAAGGAAACUACAGGGAUGUAAGAUAUGGGGAUUCAGGUGGUUAGUUGGAGCAUUCCUAUGUGUUUCCAUAUAUACUAUAUAGUAACACAGUAACUAUUACAUAGUAUAUCUACAAAAUAUACAUGUAUAUGAAGCUGUGUGUUAAAAACAAAACUAAACAAAAACAGAAAAGACCUACUGCAAUAACGUUUACUUAAAUUACAAUCUUAAUAUUUCUUAGAACUUCCUUUACAAACGGAUUAAAAAGAAUGGAGAUUGCCUUGUAAUAAUAAUUGGAGGGCCAAAAAGUAAUUGUCAAAUUACUUAUGGUGAUUUCAGAGCAAUUGCUGACUCUGACAAGAACCCAUUACAUACAAACUAAAUUGGAAUAGAUGAUUUACUGUAAUUGAUUAUGGUGUGUCUCUUUGUUUGUAGAAAACUAGACUUUUAAUGUUUUAUGUUAUACAGCUGUCAAUUCUUUGCACAUAUACACAUUAGUUAACUUUUUUGUUUAUGUGCUGCAGAAUAGCAUAUGCUCAUAAGUUUACUUUAAAUGAAUAUUUGUUCAUGUUUCGAAGGUAAACAGAGUGCAGACAUGAUUUAAUUUAAUUCUCUCUUUGGUAUUUGUUUUUAGCUUUCUUGCUACAUGCAUGUAAUAGGUUCUUUUUUUUAAAAUGUUCAUGUUCAUUUUAAAUUUCUGUAAAAAAUUAAUUUACAUCCAACAAACCAACUGUUUAGUUUUUUUUGUUCCAUUGUAAUAGCCACAUACAAAGUAUUAAUUUACAUAUUUGCACAUACGAGUACAGUCUGUUGAGCUACACCUGGCUUACAGGUAAUAUGCAAACUGAGCUCUUGUGUAUCUGGCUUUUUCCUUUUCUCUUAUACAAACACAUAUUCUCUUUAUGCUCUAGUUAUCAGCGGAUGUGGACGCUUGCAGGACCUGCUGUCCUUCUAAUACAUCAAAACACGCUCAACAGCAAACAUGUCUCAUUCUGAUUCUGAGGACUCUGACUCCCCAAAUAGUAAAUUCAGAUUAGAAGCCCAUGACAAGGAUACACUUGCUGCAUUCAGCAAGGGAGACCAGAACAAAGAUGGGGAAAAAGAUAAGAAGCCCCCAAUGGAAUCAGCUCUCCAAAAAGAAGGCAACGAUUUUCCCAUUAAUAUUGGAUUCAAUAUGGAUUUCUUGCCCAAAGUUCAAGGCAAUGGGAACAAGUAAGUUUGUACACCUUACUUAUUUCUGAUGCGGUAUGCAAAUAAAGUGUAUUUUCCAGCGUGGUUCCCCUAGGAAGCAAUAGCAUUGGUUAUUGGAAUCAUUGGUAACAUGACAAUAACAUAAUGUAAAGAAAAAGUAAUAGCUUCAUGAAACAAAAAUAUGUCUUGGUAGUUAGUGGUAAGCAUGCUUAAUGUAGAACAAAAAUAGAGAGCAAAAAUGUCUCUAUUAUUCCCUAGUAUAGAAGGGUGAAUAAUAAUAAGCAGUAUUUGUUUAUACUCCGAGUGUUUUCUCUUUUUCAUGAGUGUUUAACAUUUACUUAUGGUAAAUUGAUCAUUUACCAUUUGGGAUUGAGUUCUGUCAUUUAGUUGAUAAUUCACCAUCUAUGACUCCUUUGUGAACAAACCCCAUGAUGUUUUCUAUUAUGCAUCAUUCAAAAUGUGCUUCCAAAAUCACACACAAUUCAAAAAGGGGGAAGUACUUAUUUAGGUAUAUUGAGUAAAUAUUGUUAUUAUGCUUCAUAUGGCACCCAUACCUUAUAAUGCAACAUUUAGUAAACAAAAGACACAGAAGAUACACAGAACCAGACCAGAAGGUUGCCCAGGGCCCUAGGUAGGAUGCCAGAUGGGGUCCCCUCAUAGAGCCCUGGGCGUUCGCUAAUGCAUCCCUUCUUUUUUGUAUAUAUAUAUAUAUAUAUAUAUAUAUAUAUAUAUAUAAAGAUAUUAAUAUACAAUUAUAAGCUUGGGGUAUGUGACUGGAUGGAUAAAUGCAACUAUUUCGAGGUAUGAUUGGAUGAUGAAUGCGGGUGAUUGGAUGAUAAGUGGGACAGGACUGUGAGAGCGUGGUGUGAGUGUGGAGUGGAGGCUGAUAGUGGGGUUAUGUUUGGGUGUUGCUUGUGGUGUUGCAUGUUAGUAGGUAUGCUACUUAUAAAGUUUGAUUUUGGACUGUGUGUGAUUGCUUGUGGUGUUGCAUGCUAGUAGGGAUGCUACUUAUAAAGUUUGAUUUUGGGCUGUGUGCGAUUGCUUGUGGUGUUGUGUGUGUGAGGGCUGUAGGGUGUUUUUGGGAGGGAUAGGGGUUGUAGCGUAUGUGUGAGGGCAUAGGGGCAGUGGUGUGUGUUUGGGGGCUGCUAGAGACUGUUAUGUCUGUGCUGGACCUGUAGUUUAUAUUGCAGGGACAAUGUGGAAUGUUAUGAGCAUUUGCCCCACACUCCAGCUCCCUGGUCAGUAGCUCGGUGCAAAAUUCAAGGCACAGAUAUAAAAAGUCUAAGAUGAGUGCACUCGUGGGAUUUAGAAUUCAAAUUGAUGAUUUUAUUGAUGCAAAUUCAUGAAAAUGUUUUAGUCCUGCCUAGACUUUUUUUGCUUGAAAAAAGUCCAGGCAGAACUGAUAUGUUGACCAUUGUUUUCAAAAUGUAAUAGACAACACUUAAUUAAUUGAACAGCCAACCCCCGCUUGUUCCUCUCUUCUAAUACCACUUUCCCUCACUUUAUUCCUCUUUUCUCAAAACCUACUUCCCUAACUUUAUUUCUCUUUUCUCAUACCCACCAAUUGCUCUCUUGCGUCUCCACUCCUCCUCUUUUUCAGCACCCCCCUCAAAGCACAAAUCUGAAUGCUGCCCAGCAGCAUUAGGGUUGCUGAAUUACGGCAAGCAGCCAGAGGUACAGAAGGUCAUACAGGGUUAUGAUGGGGACAUCAUCAUAAUGCGCUCUCCUGUAAUUCUUCCGGCUGUCUAACAGGAAGAGAUGACCUGCCACUACAAGAAGGGGAAAGAAACAUAGCUUCAGAGGUCUAGGGUGGCACACAGGGCAGAUAAUUUUCUUUGGUAUCCUUCUUGAAUUCAAAACUUUAAAGGGACACCACAAACACCAGACCUGCUAUAGCUUACUGUAAUGGAUAUGGUGCUAGGAGGCUAUAGGUGCACACCCUCCAGUUUUUGCCAAAAGGUUACUCAGCAUCCAAACCCCAUUGAUUGGACAGAAAGUGGAAAUUUCCAUCCAAAAUGUUUCUUUAAACAUAUCUGCUUGAAUGAGCUUGCAUUCUACAGGGAGUUGGGUUAAGUGGAACAAGAGGUAAGGGUAUGAUAUAUUUGAUGUAUGGGAAACUUACUAGAAUACUUAACAAUGAAGGGUUAGUUUUUUUGAUGAUACAGUUGCAGCAGAGGGAGCAAGGUGAGUUACCAAGGUGCAGGAAGGGAAAGCUAUUUCAUUGUUUAUGAUUUUUAUGAAGUAAGUGUUUAAUGAUCUUUUGAAGGAUCUGAGUGUGGGUAAGAGUCUAACAGAGCAGGCAAGUGAGUUCAAUUAGAAUGGCUCUGCCUUAGAGAAGUCUUGAAGGUGCAAGUUUGAACAGAAGAUAGAUGCAGAUGUUUCGCAGAGUGUAGAGGCUUGGACAGGAUAUACUUGUGUAUUAGUAAGGAUAAGUAUGUAGGAUUGUGCAGCAUUGUGCAGCGAUUUGUAAGCAAGCACCAGAAUUUGAAAUUGAGCCCUAUAUCUUAGGGGAAGCCAGUGUAAGGACUGAAAGAGUGGUGAGGCAUGGGAGGUGCGGGGAGACUGGAAGAUGAACUUCGCCGCUGCAUUUAUUAUGGACUGUAACGGGGUCAGCUGGAAACACGUAAGACCACUGAGAAGCAGAUUUCAUAAGUCAAGGUGAGAGAGGAUAGUGAUAUGGACCAGCACCUUAGUUGCAUCCGCAUAAGGGCAGAUACAAGCUAUAUUUUUGAGAUGGAAGGGGCAGGAUUUGGCAAGUGACUAGACAUUAGGGGUGAAAGAGAGGUUGGAAUCAAAGAGAACACCUAGGCAGCAAGCCUGCGAGGUAGAGCUGAUGGUAGUGCCAUUGGCUUGGAGAAAGAAAGACACAAGAGGAGCAACACUCUCAUCUCUUCCACCUGUAUCUCCUUCACCUGUUAGUCUCCCACUUGUGUCUUCUGCCUCAUCUAUCAUCAUUUUUGUGUCUUCUGCUCAUCUAUCCCCAAUUGUGUGACCCCAUCAUAUGCUUUUCUCCUCCUUAUAUGCCCCUUUCCUUUAUGUUUGCUCACCAUUCCAAAACAACUUAUAUGUCUGCUCUCCCAUGGGUCUUUAUACUUUCCAAACCCCUCGUAUCUUUUUUAAAUUCACUGUAAAAAUGUUGACAUUUAAAUGUUAAAAAUCACAAAUAUUGUAGUGAUGUGCAAUGUUGUGACCUUUGAAUAUAAUUAAAACAUACAUAUUUAAGAUUUAUAGUGGCAUUAAUAAUGUUAGGAGUCAUUACAGUGCACUGCUAUACAUGGUCCUGAGUUAAGCAGUGUAACCCAUGCAAUAGUUUAAGCAGUAUGUAGGAUUUGGAGAGUUGGGGCGAGGUUAGGAUUAGGAUUUUGGCUUUUUAGAGUUGGAGGUUUAGGUUUAAGGGGGAUUGGGUUUUGAGGGUAUCCAUCUCAGAGGAUUUUUUUGGAUGAGAAUAAAAAUGUUUUAAUUGUUACAACAGUGUCACUAUCUUGUUAUAAGCUUUUCAACUUUACUAUGUCACUGAAAUGUCAUUGUCAUAUUUAAAAAAAUUUCACAGUUUGACAUUUUAUAUAUAUAAGAUAUAUAUAUAUACAGGGUCAAUAGAGCUAAAGAAUAUAUAAUAUUUCCAGUUACUAACAGGGCUGUUUGUACAAAGGGCUCCUUAGACGUGAAGAAAGGAGAUAUUACAUAAUGCCACAUAAUGUUAAGAUAGAAAAGUAUUCUGUUUAUGUGAAAUUCUGGUGUAAAUUUUCUACCAGUGAGAGGUAUUGUGCCCUUUCUGAAAGGCUGUCUGAGCACUCAGCAGACAAUGUCAGGUCUAGAACAGGAUGUAGACAGGGGAACGUGGAUAGAAAUUAUUAGUGGCAUAUGACACAUUGUAGAUAAAAAUAAUAUGAAUAUUCAGCAUAUUAUAUUUUGUGUGUUCUUAGUUAUGAUAGCAAAGGUGCCCUAUCUCUGACAUGGACUCAAUCAAUAUGCAUAACUGUCUGUAGAAUAAUAACAAGUGCUGGACUAUCUUUCCCUACAUGUGAAUGUAGAAAAAUCUUACUUUAACUCCCAGAAGUAAGUUCAAGCAACAUUCACAACUACGUCACUGGCUUUAAAGGCCUUUGUUACCGUGACCUUGAAAACAAGAGAACUGUGAUUUCUCUUGUGAACUAACUUCACAAUUUCCUAGGUCUCACACCAGCCUUUUCUUAUCCUGCAGUUUUCCAUCGAUAUAAAAUGUUUUCCAUUGCUCCCUCCCCCUCCCGCCACACCUCCUAGUUCUGCAUUUAACAUCCCAUUCAGUUCUUACUAAAUCCAUGGUAACUAGAGGGACCUAUAAACAAUGUUAUGAUUCCACUGCCACAAGUUUGACACCUCUCUCACAUAGUGCUUACUUUUUUAGCCUGUUGGACAUGCACAGUCCUUAAGAAUGGUUUCUGUUUUUACAUAUACAAAAUUAAGAUAGAAAUCCAUUUUACAUUAGUUACUAGAACACUGUGCACCUACUGGAUUCGGAUGAGCCAAACACUAAUCUCCCUAGGGAUUAAAAAUAGUUUUAUCUGUUUGGCUAGCAAUCAAAGCACUGAUGCAGUCUUGUGAUCUAUUAUUCUACAGUGAAUAUACAAUGCCAAAUUCAUCUGCAGAAGAUACAUUUUAAUACUUUAUUCAGUCAUAUUUUUCCAAAACAUGUAUUUUAAUGCAUUAAUAAAGAGCAUAUACCUCAUUUACUUAUUUAAACCUAAACUGUGUAACUUGAUUGAUACAUUCUUUAUCCAUAUGUAACGUGCUGAAGAAAUAUAUAUAAAAAUAAGAUUCAGCUAUUUGUCCUUGUUUUACCUGUAUGUCUAGGAAAUUUUAUAAAUUUUUUCAGCUACCAGUCAUAAAGCAUAUUACGGUUUAAAAGUUAAAUAUUUUCAAAGUCUGAUAUGAUGGUCUUAAGAUUGCUCCAAAACAGGUAUUUUUAACAGACAUUUUUGGCACUUCUAAUGUGGAUAUUUGACUGACAUUCCAUGUCAAAUUUAGUAGUAAUAUUUUGAGUAUUUGUUUUCAUACAUACAUACAUACACAAAUACCUGCAUACACAAAAUUCCUGCAUGUUUUAAAUAUAUGUAGGAGGCAUCUCAAUCUCUAGCCCCACCGUGUUGUAUGCUGUAGUUAACUACAACUCCCAUGAUUCUCUAGCCCAGUGUUUCCCAACCCAGUCCUCAAGGCACACCUACCAGUCCAGGAUUUAGGGAUUACCCAGUUGUGUCUAAGGUGUUUUUACAAAGAAGAAAAAAAACACCUUAGACACAACUGGGUAAUCCCUAAAUCCUGGACUGGUAGGUGUGCCUUGAGGACUGGGUUGGGAAACACUGCUCUAGCCACCUAUUGCAUCCAAAAAACAACCGAGAGGCUAGAGUUUUAGAUACCUUUCAAUAGUGUACAUUUGCAAACAAGAUAUUCCUCUUUGUCAUUGCUGUAAAACACACCAAUAUCAUACCUCCUAAGUGCCCCUAUUUAGGAUGGUUGGUCCUCUUUUAGGACUCAAAUCCAUCUGUCCCGCUUUUUUAGGAGCUCCAUAUUGUUUGUGUGUAUAACAGAUCGCCACAGCAACAAUACUCAGCAGUAAUGUGUCUUUACAGUACAAAAAAUAAGCUUAGAAAUCAGUUAGUGUAAAUUAGAUACAUUGCUCUAAUGGCAUUUUAGUUGCAUGAAUUGUUACUAGUAAGUCACCUAAAAUUUCUCAUAAUAACCCUGCCCCUGGCCAUGCGCCCAAUCACAACCCUGAGAUUAAAGUGUCCCUCUUUGUCCAUUUGAAAUGUUGGGAGGUAUGCAAUAUAUGUCCAGCUGAACCCCACCCCUUAAAUUAACACUCCAAACGCAUUAACCACUACAGUCUGCUCAGGAGCAUCUGACUCUCUAGGGAGGGGGGUGGACCCCAGUAGACCCCCAACGAGAAGUCAAACCUUUCUAAAACGGUUUGACUAAUAACAAUGGGGGACACCAAUUAAUUCUUAGCACUAUUACCACUUCAGCAUGCUGUAUUGGUUAUGGUAUUUGGAGAGUUCUUAUACUAAAGAAAUGCCUUCGAUUCAUAGUUUCAUGGGUUUUUGUCACAUUGCUUGAGCAAGCAUACUUUUUAGUUUCAGAACUUGGAAUUUUGACAUAUUACUGACAUAUUGGCUGUUGAUUGCUUGUAAGGAUGCAUUUUUGUUAGCUGAGCAUGUAUCUGUUUAUGUCUUCAGUUACAGCACGUGAACACAGCAUUGCCCACUCAUUUUUUUCAUACUUUUUGUAAGAUACAAAUUAAAAAAAAUCCCAAUGCUCUCAUAUUUUAAUGUACUCAGAUAUAAGAAACUUGAAUAGCGUGGUUUUUAUGAAGUAUCUAGAUUUUGGGGAUUUUCUCUGUAGUAGCACUAUUUAAGAGCUGCAAAGAAAUAUGUGGGCGGUUGUUCACUUAUUUGUGUAUGAUAGUAUAUAUAAUGAAAACACUGUCUGUUAUUAAUAAAUAAAUAGAAGCAAUAAAUAUAGUUUUUGAGGGUUUACAAAAGGAGAACUAUGGACACAGCAAUAAAAUAGUAAAAUUGUAAGUAAGGGGUUAAACUAAUUUCCAAGUUAUUAUCUCCAUUAAGCAUCUGUCUGAAAAAAAUGAACUCUAACUCAGCUGUGAGAAAAAAGCCUGUAGUUUACUCUUGGGGAUGUGGCUGCAAAUAGCUUUCAGGAUGUAAAUAUUAAAGUGUUGAAUGUCCUAAGCCGGGUACAUCUCUGCUAUGAACUGAGAGGCAGUCAUCUAAAUAGCAAUUUGUUUUUAUUUUGAAACAAAAUGAGACAAAGGAGGAAAAUGCACUCGACUUUCAAACAUAAUUAUUAAUGCUCAUACCAGUGCUGUUAUAGCAAUUUUUUUUUUUAAAACAACAUAGAGUGCAUUUCUAAACACAAAUGUAUUUAGUAUUUAGUAAGAGAUUGGCAUCAUUUUAUUUUCAUUGUGUUUCUCUUGUAUAAUAGACAAUACAGAAUAUAAACUUAAAUAAAAAAAUAUAAAAUCUGCAGAAACAUCUUUCAAUAAAACUAGAUUUUUUAAAACAAAACACAUGAACAUGAUAACAAUACGCAGAACUGUGUGUUUUAUUUGAUUCAUGACAUGAAAUAAAAACAUGCAUUUGUAAUAUCAGAGUAGUUUCCUAACUAUUUAAAGGAACACUAAAUGUCAGGAAUACAAAUGUGCAUUCCUGACACUAUAGUUUUAAAAACAUUGUUUAGAUUCCAAGCCCCUCUUGCCUCUUUUUAAAAAGGUAUUUUACUAACCUUUUUUCCAGUGUCUCGUCCCUCUCUGCCUCCUUGGCUGAGAUCAUCAAACUUGACAAUCUCAGCCAAUCCAGUGCUUUCCCAUAGUAAAGCAUUAGAAGGCCAUUGCGCAUGCGCAGCAAAAUGCAGUGCUGCGCCAACUAGCAUCUCCUCAUAGGGAUACAUUGAAUCAAUGCAUCUCUAUGGGGAACAUUCAGCACCUCUAUGCAGAGCAUGGAGAUGCUGAACACUAGUUCAGUGUGCAGCACUAAUUCAGGAAACACCUCUAGUGGCUGUCCGAGUGACUGCCAUUAGAGGUGUUAAUAGGCAAUAAUGUAAGCACUGCCUUUUCUCUGAAAAUGCAGUGCUUACAUUAAAAUGGCUGCAGGGGCAUACUUUACACACCAGAACAACUACAUUAAGCUGUAGUUGUUCUGGUGACUAUAGUGUCCUCCUAAAUUACAUCCCCUACCUUCCCACCCGAUUCAAAAUCUAUAUUAAUAAGAAUUAUUUUUCUUUUAUCCAUUGCCGAACAGCUUGAGGUGGUUGCUCUGCCUUGGCUCAACUUAUCAGCAAUUAUAAUUUCAGCCAAUCCAAUUCUUACCCAUAGAGAAGUAUUGGGGGUUACUGCACAAUUUACUUGCUGCUCCAAUCAGCAUAUCCUCAUAGAGAUGCAUUCGCUCAACUAUAGGGAGUGUUUGGUGUCUUCUUGCACUGAAUGAAGAUGCCGAACGUUGGUCCUGAAAAGAUCUUAGGACACAAUGUAAACACUGCAUUUUCUCAGAAAAGGCAGUGUCUGCAUUGCUAAGGCUGCAGGGACAGUCUUUUUAUACCAAAUCUUCUAGAGUAAGUAGUGGUCCUUAGUGGUCCUUAGUCAUUAGUGGUCCUGAUGCUUAGCGUGUCCCUUUAACUAUUUAGUAAGAAAAGGGCAGGAAGAAUCUUCAAUUGGUUAAAAAGUAACUAGAAAUCUUUUCAUGAACAUAAUUAAUCAACAUCUAUGUGGAAUUUCCUUUUACCUAGAACUAUAGAAAUCGAUCCUUCAGAUGUCUACACAAGAGACAGAAUUUUCGAUGCUGUGACAAAUGGGGAUGCAGAUGACUUGGCUGGACUGCAGACGUAUCUUCAAAAAACAAUGAAGCUCCUAACUAACACAGAAUUUAAAGGUAUGUGCGCAGAAGAAUAUAUCCGUGCUUAUUUUAUUUCAACAGUACAGGACAUUUUAAUAAUCCAGGUCAUUGUUGCCUACAUGGAAGCCUGUGGGUUGAUUGCAGUGUUUAAGAUUCUAAAUUCUGUUUCACAAAUGUGUACAUUCCUCUACAUGUUGCUAAAGGUUAAAAAUUCAGCCUACGAUUUUAAAUAUUUGUAGUAAAACAACAUGGAGAAGAGUGUUGACCAUAAAUAAUAUCUCUGCCCUCCCUCAUCUUGCUACAACUGGUGUCCAUCAACCUAGAUCUUUCCUCUUCCCCUUAAAGGUAUACUCUCAGCACCAAAACAACCUUAGCUUAAUGAAGCCCUUGCAGUACCACUGCGAGGGUUCUCUGCCAUUUAGGAGCUAAAUAACUUUCUGUUUAUGCAGCCCUAGUCGCAUCUCCCCUGGCUAGAAAAUCCAGAUAAGAAUGCACACAUUAUAGAUAAUGGGAGGGCAAAUCCCCAAACUGUUAAAUUGAAGAGACAGCCUGGACACACUGAGAUGUUUCCCAGCAGGGAGCAGGGUACAGCAAUAUGUCAUCUCGUUUAUGGCGCCUUUAACAAGCUGAAAUGUUACGUUACCUUGUUCCCUAAAUAAAUUCUGUCCUUUGGGAAACUACUGUCUGCAUGAACAUUUUUUUCCAUUUAUAAUCAGAUCUUACAGCACAGUGUAUUUACUUUCGAUGGUUCUAUCUCCUGCUUUAACAAUUGAACUUUAAUCUGACACAAUUUAGACUGUGUCCCAGUUGUAAAUAUAUUUUCAUUAGCUAUGUCCUCUUACCGCUUUUUAUUUCUGGCAUUAUUAAAAUACCAUAGAAAAUUAUGAUUUUUAAAGCAUUUGUUUUUCACAAGGUUUUGAUCACUUAUUUUAAUUGUUAGCUAAAUAAUUGAAAUUAUAUAUUAAUGUGCUUGCUUGUUUUAGUAUUAUCAAUGGGAUUGUGUUACAGAUUUUUCAGGGUUAUACGCCAUGCUCUGAAUUUACUUUAUACAAUAUUUGGCUGGGUAGGGACUAAGAGGAAAGUAUUGUUAUAGCUUGUAGAUGACUUGAAAGAUGUGUAUAUAUAUAUAUAUAUAUAUAUAUAUAUAUGAAAGAAAAGAAGGCGUAUACCGCGCCUAGUAGUUAUUUUAUACAAAAAAAUACAUACAUAUAUCCUUGAGUAUUCCAAUCAAUUGUAGCCUCAAAAAAAAAUUAAAAUAAAGAAUAAUAGUGCAAUACAGUAGAUGGAAUUUUUAAAUAUAAGCAAUUAUAGCUAUAUACAGUCCACUCACAUUUGAAUGAGCUAUAACAGAGCUAUGUUAUAGCUCAUUCAAAUGUGAGUGGACUGUAUAUAGCUAUAAUUGCUUAUAUUUAAAAAUUCCAUCUACUGUAUUGCACUAUUAUUCUUUAUUUUAAUUUUUUUUUGAGGCUACAAUUGAUUGGAAUACUCAAGGAUAUAUGUAUGUAUUUUUUUGUAUAAAAUAACUACUAGGCGCGGUAUACGCCUUCUUUUCUUUCUACUAUUCAUUCACAGGAUUGGGGAAUCCCUGUUUUGUAUACUGCUGCCUGAUCACUAUAGUGAGCGCCUGUCACUCUCUCUCUUUUUAUAUAUAUAUAUAUAUAUAUAUAUAUAUAUAUAUAUAUAUAUGAAAAAGCUAUGGAGGAUGGCAUGAUAUGAAUGGAGAAGAGACAGGAUCUAAAUUACACUCAAAAAGGCCGAAGAAUGACUGAGCAACAUAGGAAGCAUGAUAAAACAUCUACAGUAACAUGGCUAGCUAUUUUUUGUCGCCUACAAUUCUCAUGAUAAAAAAAAAACCCAAACAAAAACAUAACCCUAAACAGCUGAAGUGAGACCAUUUAGCUUUACUGUGUUUACUUUACUAAAUUUCAAAAAAUACACACCCAGUUGUCACUAACACUGUCUCACUUCUCCCUUUAAGUACCUUUUUUCCCAUAUUGGCAUACAGCUAUAGGCAGUCGGUUAUGCAUGACGAUUUAUAGCUUUUGUGGCAGAUUUCCUGUGCUUAUUUGACGUAGUAUUUAGGCAGUCCAUGAGUUUCAGUAAACAUUAAGCUUCAUUAACUUUAGUUACGGGCUGGCUGAUGACACGCCGAUGUGGUUAAUCUCCAUAUGUGUAGCUUUUGAAAGCGAAACGCUGCACAUACAGACUCCAGGCGCCACAACCAAUCACUAUAGUGGUCAUGGUGAUUGGAGUAACACUUUAACUGUCUAAAAAAGACUAAUUGUUUAUUAAUAUAUAAAAAAUGUUGGUUUAAUAGAAGCAAUGUGUAGCAAGUACCAAACGAUGUACAUAUUGUUACCGUAUUUACUGGAAAUGAAGGACUAGUUUUAAAGGACCACUCUAGGCACCCAGACCACUUCAGCUUAAUGAAGUGGUCUGGGUGCCAGGUCCUUCUAGGGUUAACCCAUUUUUUAAUAAACAUAGCAGUUUCAGAGAAACUGCUAUGUUUAUUAAUGGGUUAAACCUUCCCCCAAAGCCUCUAGUGGCUGUCUCAUUGACAGCCACUAGAGGCGCUUGCGUGCUUCUCACUGUGAUUUGUAAAUGCUUUCCUAUGCGACUGGCUGAAUGCGCGCACAGCUCUUGCCGCGCGUGCGCAUUCAGCCGACGGGGCGGAACUGAGGAGGAGAGAAGGAGGAGAGCUCUCCGCCCAGCGCUGGAAAAAGGUAAGUUUAAACCCCUUUCCAGAGCCGGGCAGGAGGGGGUCCAUGAGGGUGGGGGGAACCCUCAGGGCACUAUAGUGCCAGGAAAACGAGUAUGUUUUCCUGGCACUAUAGUGGUCCUUUAAUAAAGGGCAGGUGUUAACAGAAAACUGAAUUCUGAUGAGCUUACAAAUGAGUUUUAAAAUUUUAACAAAAUUUGACAGGUUAGAAGAUUCAAAACAAUUGUUUUUCACACUUUUUGCAAUUUGGCAGAAAAUGCCCCACAGCUGGUACUAACAACUCUCUUUACCCUCUCUCCAAUAUAAGAUGUUACAGCUUUUACUGGAGAUAAUGCGUUAGAAAUAAAGUAUGAUGUCUCAUCAAGAGCGGGCACUCAACAAAAGAGGAGCACUGCUUUCAAUGGGACAGUGCCAGUGUGGGUAGCUCCAGUCUACCCAGAGCAUGAACCCAAAUAUAGAAUUGAAAAAAAUAUACUAGAAAAAGCUCUAUCCAAAGACAGAGCCCCCUGUGUCCUGAUGAAGAUGCAGCUAGGCACUGAAACGCGCAUCAGAAAUUUUGUUUUAUUGACUGUUUAUUUUUCACUGAGCACUUUUUUUUACACACUCCAGUUAUUUAGUCCUCUACUUUAGUGGUAGUGUGAUUCUCUCAGUUUAGUUAAGCUGUAGAUGGUGGUAGGUUGCUGUGACUUAAGCAAGCAAGGUAUUCUCUGACCCUUACUUUUUAAAUCUAUUUUAUUGAUCUCUCCUCAUCCUUUAUACCUUUAUCUAAUCACAUUACUUUUAGACACCUUUAUUGUCUGUUCUUUCUUACCUACCAGCUAGGGGGCUCUGUCUUUGAAUAGAGCUUUUUCCAGUAUAUUUUUUUUUUCAGAUAAGCAGUUAGCGCUAAAGCAUAUCCAAGCGCUGACAUUUGUCCAGGUUCCAUUGGCAUGCAAAGUGCCAUGUAAGCAUACAUGUACAGGCAUUUAUUCCUUACUGCAGCUGCGUGGGCAUUAGAGUAUUUCCAUUAAAUCCCUUGCUGUGCAUUGCCAGCUUAGCAAACACUUAAAAAAAACCUAAAAUAAAGGAAAACGAGUACCUAUAGUUUAACUAGUCACUGGCUUUGCAGAACCCUGGAUGUGACAGUUCCAGUAUAUAACCGGUCAGUAUUGCUUUACCCCUUAAGGACACAACUUCUGGAAUAAAAGGGAAUCAAGACGGAAUAUUUCCGUCAUGUGUCCUUAAAGGGUUAAUUGGCUGUCCUGACAUUUAGUAUGCAUAGUUUUCUAUAGCUUGACAUUUAAAUAUUGCUACAUUUUGUUAGAGGUAUAUUCAUUGACAUGCAACUUUGCAACCAAUAUUUUAAGGAAAGUUAUUUGAAGAAAAUCUCUUUAAGCCAUUUGAAACAAGCUGCUUCAAACGAUAUACACACUAUUCACUAAUACAUGAGAUUGGAAAAAAAAUAUACAUAAGCUCUAAAUGACAAGCUUGAAAAUAUAACUGGUAUAAGCCAACUUCAAAAGCCCCAGAAAGACAAGUUGUAAGCUUAUCAACUGCUAAGAAAAAGAUUUAAGGGACAUCCAUUCAGCACUGAAGAAAACAUAGUUGGUUCAAUAAAAAGUACAAGCCGCCGUUCAGAUAACUUCCCAUUCCCAAUCCAAUGGGAUCCAUGGUUAAGAUCAUAAGAACAAAAUACAUAACAUUAUAACUACAUUUUUUUUAUCUGCAAUUGCUGCUUGACCAGCACAGAAUACAUUUAAUUUUUUUUCCUAUCUACUAGUGAGUGUAUUUAUUGAUAUCGUUUUCUAAGUGAUGGGGUAUAUUCUGUUUUGUAUUUGUCCUGCUAUUGGUAUAUUGGAGAAAUGUUAAAAUACCAUUUUAUAUACAUUUACACUGCAUUAAACAUCUGGUGCACUUUCACAUAGCCACUUCAUUUUACAUUGAGAGUUUCCAUUUACAAUGUGGAACCAAAAAUAUAUUUCCCUACAUUAUAUCAGGCAUUUUAAACACUGUCUCUCCCAGAUUAUGCUGAACUGCAACUCACACAAAUUGCUGACUAUCUAUAGCAUUCAUUGACUUCUGGGAGUUGUAGGUCAUAAACAUCUGACAGGGGCACAGUUUGAGAUCAUUGGCUUACAUUAGCCAAAGGACCUAAGACUCCUAUUUCUCCCAUUCCCACAUCCAAUUUGUAAGUUCUUCCCUCCCACUCAUUCCUCUAUUUCCUAUGUUGUGGAAUGACAAGGCUGGAAUCUUCCAGGAGUGUUUACAGUCCCUCAGCCCAAAUAAAAACCAUAACAUCAGGAGACCAAGGACCACGGCAGGGGUCAUCAGUAUGCUUCAUGUUAUGUGGUGGUAUCUAAAACUCAUGCCACUAAUUGUUCUCAUUUCAAUAAUUAUAUGUCCUCCCUUGUUUUCAUGCUGUAAACAUGGGAAAAUCACGACUGAAUUGGGUUUUACUUAUACAAACUAACAAUUAUCUAAAAUCCUAUAGAUUGUUCUAUGAAUGACAUCUUUACAUCAAGCCUUGCUGUAGUACAUUUUUGUUAUUUCCCUUUUAUUGGAACAUUUUGUAUAUUCACCUAAUAAAUAGAGAUAUAGAGAAAAUUAAGUCAUAAUAUUUUACAAAGAUACUUAUUGGUCUUAACCAUAAUGUGUUUUAAAGAAAAUUAAUAAUUUAAACAAGCUUUCAUUUCAUAAAAAAAGUACUUUUUAUAUAUCCUUAUAAUAUGGUACCAAGAGAGAGAAUUUCCAGAACGUCCAGCGGUCUGACAUGCUGAGAUAGGAUAGCCAUUGUGUGCCGUGAUUCAGUAGAAUCAAUGCCAUUAAAAUGAACUUGCUCUCUGACUGCUGUACCUGUUUCAGACCAUUCUAAUCACAAUACUACAAGCUUUCUUCCAGUUGCUAGGGUCCACAAUAUUGUGAUUUGUCUUGAAAAUGGGUCCACCCAGCAUUAGGCAGUCUCAGCUAUCCCUCCUGAAGUAAUUGGGCAGAGUCAGGCUACUGUCCGUUCAUCUGAACACUCUGCAUUAUUUGAUGUGUUAUAGAGCCACCCAUUUAUUCAGACUGAUCAAUUGGCAUGUACGAGACAAGCAGAAACUGUGGAUAAAUUUAGAGCAAGCACAAACGAAGGGACGUCUCUCUAGCUAUGUUAUUUCUGGCAGAACCCCCGCAGGUUCGAGAACAUCCGUUUAUCAGUGCUACCUUAAAAGUAUGGUGCUCGGUCUGGAUAAAGCAGUAGCUCACAUCUAUCCCAUCACCUCUGACUCCUAUAAUCCACAACCCUAAUCUAGCAGGUGGACUCACACGUAAAGAUAUUGGUGGAUUUGGAAACUCAGAUUGGGUCUAUCUUCGGCAAUGGUGUUCCCGUGGAGAACUGAAACCUAUGAUUAUAUGUCAUGACAGGCCUCAGGAACAGGAGGAUAGGAGAUGUGUUUCCCCUCUCCCAUUUUUUAUUUUUUUCUUCCAGGUGGCCAUGCUUGGGUCAAUCUAGUAGUUGAAGUUCAUGAUUGAUCUUGUAC
Molecule: messenger RNA, 36396 nt
Organism: Pelobates cultripes (western spadefoot toad)
Lineage: Eukaryota; Metazoa; Chordata; Amphibia; Anura; Pelobatidae
Source: the annotation of a GenBank genome assembly